Frieseomelitta varia is the source of this 2860-nucleotide messenger RNA. RefSeq names its product GPI ethanolamine phosphate transferase 1 (gene PIG-N). The transcript has 9 exons. Lineage: Eukaryota; Metazoa; Arthropoda; Insecta; Hymenoptera; Apidae. Gene Ontology annotation, molecular function: mannose-ethanolamine phosphotransferase activity. Gene Ontology annotation, biological process: GPI anchor biosynthetic process. Gene Ontology annotation, cellular component: endoplasmic reticulum membrane. The record is from RefSeq and is a predicted model, not a curated record. Bases 233 to 2821 code for a protein of 862 amino acids.
GUUUAUUUCCGGAUGUUUUUAUGUUGACGCGAAAAAAAUUGUUUGUUAAAUAUUUUUGUAGUAUUGAAUACGUACAUUUAUAUAUAAAACCAACGCUUCUUAUUAAGAGCUGUAAUACGAUGUUCUUACAAUACAUUGUUGCGUUAAAAAAUUCUAAAUAAAAAGAGGACUAAUUAAAAAAAUAACGUUAGGCUUAACUCGUAUUGGAAGUCUCAGAUACUUUAGUGAAAAGAUGCAUUAUAAAAAGUUUAAUAUAGUCAGUAACAAUUAUUCAUUUGUAAUAUGGGGUUUGACAAUGCAUCUGAUACUGUUAUGGGGUGUACUCGAUGUGAACUUCCAUUCUCCUAUUAUUCAAGAAUUGUCAAAUGUGCCAAUACUGAAAAAUGCACCAGCAAAAAGAUUGAUCUUAUUUGUAGCAGAUGGCUUGAGAUUCAGAACUUUUAUUGACGCACCACCAAAAUAUCUCAAACACAUAAUGACAGACAAAGGUGCUUGGGGUAUAUCUCACACAAGAAUGCCAACGGAAUCUAGGCCAGGUAUUGUUGCAAUUUGUGCGGGAUUAUACGAAGAUCCUAGUGCUAUAUUUAAAGGCUGGAAGGAAAAUCCUGUUGACUUUGAUUCUAUUUUUAAUCAGAGUUAUGUUUCGUGGGCAUGGGGAAGUCCAGACAUUAUACCUAUGUUUACAAGAGGUACAAGGGACAAUAUACACGGUGAUAGCUAUCCUGCCGAAUGGCAAAAUUUUGAUAUAAUGCAUGGUCAGAUUUGGCGUUUAGAUUCCUGGGUAUUUGACAAAUACAUUGAUUGGCUCAGGGAGGAUGCUCACAAGUAUAAAAACGCUGAACGUGUCGUUCUGUUCCUUCAUCUGCUUGGCUGUGAUACCACAGGACAUACAGCGAAACCUUAUUCCAAAGAAUAUGUUGAGAACAUGAAUUAUGUCGAUCGGAAAAUAGAGGAAGUUGUGCAAAUGACGGAAAAUUUUUUUGGUGAUAAUAAUACUGCGUAUAUUUUCACAUCUGAUCAUGGAAUGACUGAUUGGGGAUCACAUGGAAGUGGUUCUACAGAUGAAACGGAAACACCAUUGAUCGUUUGGGGUGCAGGAAUUAAUGCAUUUAAUUUUCGUCAAAAUGUAGAGCAAGUCGAUAUCACACCGCUAAUUUCGGCCUUGAUUGGUGCUCCAAUUCCAAUUAACAACGAAGGUGUUUUACCAUGGCAGUAUUUAAGUACUACUAAUCUUAAAUACGUAAAUCAUGCGCUAUUAAAUAAUUUGAAACAAUUAACAUACCAAGUAAAGGCAAAUCGCAAAAUGAAUUGUGAAGAUAACGGAUUUGCAGAUUGGAGAGAGAUAGAAUUAGAUAAUAAAAUUUCUAUUUUAGAUAAAGAUUCCAAAACGGAGGAUUCAAAUGAGAAAUUAAAGGAAAUAAUUGAUGGAAUUAAGCUAGCCAAAAAGUCUUUGAUAUAUUUUCGACAAUAUCAAAGAAAACGGUUUCUGUUAUAUUUGUCUGUAAUAUGGCUUGGAUGGAUAACACUGUUAUUCUUCAAAAUAACUGGAGUUAAUCGACCCGUUAUCAAUUCUUUUAUCUUAUUAACAACAGACUGUGUAUUUAUAGUCAUAGUGAUUAUUAUAUUUAUUACGCAUAAAGGUAAAAUAGUUUCAGGUUGUAAUAAUUGGAGAUUACCUUGUUAUGCAUUUUUAGCCAUGAUUUCUUCCUGGCUAGCUAUUCGAAGUAUAAUUAUGUACGCAGUAAAAUUAAAAGUCUGCAACAACAAAUAUUAUUGGACAAUAAUUGCAGAAAUAAUCUUUUUAUUUAUAACGAUGUUUGUUGGCUUAACACAUAGAUUCGUUCUUAGCGUAGGAAUGUUAUGUGUUACUGUUGUUCAGAAGAUAUUGCAAAAGAACGCUCGAAAUUUAUUCUCUUGGACAGCGGUAUGUUUAGCUGUUUUUCCGCUGUUACCUGUUGUAGAGCCAUAUCCACGAGUUUACAUUAUAAUUCUAAGUAUAUGCGUUGUAAGUGUAAUGGUUGCAUUAAAAAUGCAAUCAAAAUAUAAGAAAGCAAUCGAAAUUUUUCGCCUAAUAACCACAGGAUUAACAUACGUAGAAUUUAUAGACGGACGAAGUUGGAUAUCAUGGACAAUUUUAUUAACGACACCAUUGUAUAUUUUUACUUAUUCUACCCAAUUGAGAAAAAGAUUGCAAGGAAUCAUGUUGGGACUUUUCUGCCCGCUUGUUUUAUUAUCUGCAUCUUAUGAACCGUUUUUCUUUAUAAUUCUUGCGUUACAUUUGUCUUGUUGGUCUAAUGAGUCUAAUGCAUCUUCUAUACAGGAUUAUCAAAGUAAUAAGAAUCCUUUGACAAUAGAAGAGUUGCUUAAAGCAGUAAUCUUUAUGUUAUAUACGUUAUUAUGUUUCUUUGGAACUGGGAACAUGGCAAGUAUCAGUUCAUUUGAUCCUUCUUGGACUCGUCAUUUCGUAACGGUUUUCUCUCCAUUUACAAUGUUCCUGUUGAUACUUUUAAAAUUAAGCAUUCCGUUAAUGUUAAUAGGAUGCACUAGUCACGUACUUGGAUCUUCCAAUAUAUUUUUAGGUGUGCUUUUACUGGGAGAUUGUUUAUCUUUACCACUCAUGUAUUACGUUACUCCUCAAGGAAGUUGGCUAGACAUUGGUAGUGCUAUAAGCAGAUUCACAAUUGCCAUUUUUCUUCCAUGUCUUAUAGUAUUAUUGCAUUAUCUUUCAUAUCCUCUGAUAACAUUUUGUCCAAACAAACUUAAAUUUUACACUAAUUUAAAAAGAACUGUAUUGUACAAAAGACAUAAAAUAUGUAAAUAAAUAAUCGAAGAUUUAUUUAUAAUAAAAUGAUCAAGUAAA